This is a messenger RNA of Rattus norvegicus (Norway rat), 3883 nucleotides long. It is a transcript of the gene Gramd1c, whose product is annotated as GRAM domain containing 1C. Lineage: Eukaryota; Metazoa; Chordata; Mammalia; Rodentia; Muridae. Gene Ontology annotation, cellular component: endoplasmic reticulum membrane; plasma membrane; endoplasmic reticulum-plasma membrane contact site. Gene Ontology annotation, molecular function: cholesterol binding; cholesterol transfer activity. The record is from RefSeq and is a predicted model, not a curated record. Gene Ontology annotation, biological process: intracellular cholesterol transport.
AAUGCAGACUGAUCCCCGGUAGAAUGCAGUAUGAGCAUGUGCUGCUUCCAAGGUUAGGUCAUAGAAAGCACUGGGGCUUCCAUCCGGGUCUCUCGGGUGGUACAUUCUGAGGAAGGCCACGGCCACAGCAUGAGGACUCAAGCUGUCCUAUGGAGAAGCCCUAGCAGAGAGGAACCUUCGACGCCCCAGACCAACAGCCAGUGCCAGGCUGACAGCCCUAUAGUAAACGACGGGGAUUCAAGUCUUGCCACGGAGCUACAGGGAGAGUUGGAGGAAAAUUCUAGCCCGGCUGUGGAUGAGAGUAUAGUUUCAGCCAAAAAACAGGGACCAAGCACACACAAUUGGAGCGGCGACUGGAGCUUUUGGAUCUCGAGCUCCACCUACAAAGACAGGAACGAGGAAUACAGGCAGCAGUUCACACACCUGCCCGACUCCGAAAAGCUGAUAGCAGAUUACGCUUGCGCUCUUCAGAGGGAUAUCUUGCUUCAGGGGAGGCUGUACCUUUCAGAAAACUGGCUGUGUUUCUAUAGCAACAUCUUCAGAUGGGAAACCACAAUUUCUAUUGCUUUAAAGAAUAUAACCUUUAUGACCAAGGAGAAAACUGCUCGACUCAUCCCAAAUGCUAUCCAGAUCAUCACAGAGGGGGAAAAGUUUUUCUUCACGUCUUUUGGUGCCAGAGACAGAAGUUACCUGAGCAUAUUUAGGUUGUGGCAGAAUGUAUUGCUAGAUAAGAGCCUGACCAGACAGGAGUUCUGGCAAUUGCUCCAGCAGAACUAUGGCACCGAACUAGGAUUAAACGCUGAAGAAAUGGAACACUUGUCGCUAUCAAUUGAAGAAAACGUGCAGCCAAGAAGUCCAGGAAGAAGCAGCGUGGAUGACUCUGGGGAAAGAGACGAGAAGUUCUCCAAGGCCAUCAGUUUGACACACGAGUCAGUUAGCAGAGCUUCAGAAACAGAGUCAUUGGAUGGAAACUCACCGGAAAGAGGAUUAGGAAAAGAGGGGUCUCAGAGUGAGAGACACGUGAGAAAAAGUCCUUCCCUAGCUUCAGAAAAGAAGUUAGGCAGAGUGCCCUCCAAGACACUGGACUUGAAUAAGAAUGAGUACCUUUCUCUGGACAAGAGCAGUACUUCAGAUUCUGUGGAUGAAGAAAAUAUUCCCGAGAAAGAUCUUCAAGGAAGACUCUAUAUCAACCGAGUUUUUCACAUCAGUGCUGAGAGAAUGUUUGAAUUGCUCUUCACCAGCUCACACUUUAUGCAGAGAUUUACUAAUUCUAGAAACAUAAUAGAUGUGGUGUCCACCCCCUGGACAGUUGAAUCUGGAGGCGAUCAGCUGAGAACCAUGACCUACACUAUAGUCCUCAGCAAUCCACUUACGGGCAAAUGUACUGCCGCCACGGAAAAGCAGACACUGUAUAAAGAGAGCCGGGAAGCCCAGUUUUAUUUAGUAGAUUCAGAAGUGCUGACACACGACGUCCCCUACCACGACUACUUCUACACUUUGAAUAGAUACUGCAUCGUGCGCUCUGCAAAACAGAGGUGCAGGCUGAGAGUCUCCACAGACUUGAAAUACAGGAAACAACCGUGGGGCCUUAUCAAGUCUUUAAUCGAGAAGAAUUCCUGGAGUUCGCUGGAGAACUAUUUCAAACAGCUUGAAUCAGAUUUGUUAAUGGAAGAGUCUGUGUUGAGUCAACCCAUGGAAGAUGCUGGAAAACUUAGCAGCCUACGCCGGAGACGGCGGACCUUGAACCGGACAGCAGAGCCGGUUCCAAAGCUGCCCUCUCAGCGCUCUCCUACAGAUUUGGGCUUCGAGGCCAAAGACGAUAUUACAGGAAAGAGAAAGGCAGUGGACAGUUGUGACACUGCCCUUAUCGUGGUGAUGAGCGUAUUUUUGCUGCUGCUAGUUCUGCUGAAUGUGACACUGUUUCUGAAGUUGUCAAAGAUAGAACACGCCACCCAGUCCUUCUACCAGCUUCACCUCCAAGGAGAGAAAUCUUUAAAUUUAGUCUCUGACAGGCUCUCAAGAACGGAAAAUAUUCAAAAGAACAAAGAUCAGGCCCACCGUUUAAAAGGAGUACUCCAGGAUUCCAUAGUGAUGUUGGAACAGCUGAAGAGCUCACUCAUUAUGCUUCAGAAAACCUUUGAUUUACUAAACAAGAACAAGUCUGGGGUGGUUGUGGAGAGCUAGUGCUGAAAUGUGGAGAUCAAAGAGACAUCUGGACCUAGAAGACAACAUCUGGAAGGAAACAGAGGAUGAAGACUGUCGCGGUCAAAAGGACAUUUCUGAUCUUUUUAUUACCGGGAUUUCUACUAGAAAAGCCUUAUUUAAAUAACAUUUACUCAGUGAUUCUCACCAGUAGCCUUAAGACUCUAUCUUUUCACUUCUUAUAGCUAUUUUCAAGCUGUGAAUUUCUCUAGUGAACCAUGAAAUAUAUUUUGGAAUUGAAAUUCUGUGACACAAAAGGGGGGAAGGAAGACACCCUGGCUACAGUGGCUUCUCUUCUCCAGUGAGGCUUGUCACUUGAUCCUUUAAAUUUACGUUAGCACAGAGUCCCUGUGCCCAGUGGGGUGUGUUCAUAGCUGAGUCUAAGAGCCUAAAAAGGUAAGAAGGAACCCUUUAAUCACUUGUCACCUUAAAGGAUCAUUUUCCAAGUGCAGACAUUGCAGGUUUGUAUCUUUAAACUUUACAAUGUCUUCAUUGACUUGGCUUCAAGGCCAGUGGUCAGACCUUUUGUAUGUCUGAAAGAGUCAUUGACCAUGUUGUAUCUUAAUGAAGGAAUAUAUGUGUAUGUAUACACACAUACAUAUAUAUAUAUAUAUAUACAUGUACAUAAAUGUGUGUAUAUGUAUAUAUGUAUGUAGGUACAUAUUUAUAUCUACCAAAGGUGAGAUUACCCUUCAUACAUCCAAAAGACUGAAUAGUAAUUUAGGAGAAGGAAGUAUUCGAGUUAUUAAUGCUCAGAAUGAACUACUUUUAGUUUUAGAAGCCAUAAGAUUAUUAUAAAGUCUGGGCAUUUCAUGAUGGAUCAAAUGAGACCAUGAAUUAUGCUUGGAUUCACCUUAGGAGGGCCCAUAAUGGAAGUGACCCAUGCCAUGGAAAAGAAUUGAUGGCUUUUCAGUAGCAGCUACAUACAGCUUCAUUCUUUAUUCUUCAUUCUGUGUGUAGCUUGUCUUGCUGGCAAUCAGAAGAUAGACAGACAGAUACUCGCACUCGCCAGUAAAGACUGGGGGACGUGCGUGCUGACUGAAGUUGAGAGGCACAAGCUUGGGCUCUCAGGACAGCUGCUUAGGCAUUUGUGAAAAGAAGGACUCUGUGACCAGACUUGAAAUUAGCUCCGUCCCCCAGGAUUUAGGGAAUGUUCAGGACAUAUUUAUUUAUUGUUUUGUUCUCUAGAGGUCUUUCUAGAACACGCACAUAUAUUUAUUCUUAUUGAAUAUCCAUUGUCUUUAAGUCAAUGUUGCCUUUCCCUCAGGUCACCAAAGCCAAAUGUCAUUGUUAACAACGCUUUUGCGAAGCCUGUAGGGAAUAAAAAUACUGGCUAAAGGGAAGGGUUUCUCUUCACAAGUCCUAUCUACUCUCCCUGGGGAAGGGGGCUUCAGAGUAAUACCUCCUGUUCCGUUUUGUCUUGUUUUGUUUUGUUUGUUUAGGAACAUAGGAAGUAUCUGGCUGUAUGUUAGAGUGAGUGGAUUAGAAACUUCAAAUUGUUACAUUUAGAAAAAUGUUAACUGUCAGAGUGAAUGUUUUUGUUGUUUCUCUCAGACUACUUUAUCACAUACCUCAAAGGUUACCAACGUUGCUUUGUAGAUAAAACACUAAAUAUGUAUGUAGAAUUAAGAUCUUAAUCUGUUAUAUAUAGAUUGACUUCAAUAAAACCCAAAAUGUCUAA